UUAGUUGUUUAUACUCAAUUGUUUCUUUAUGCAGGUCACAGCAUCAUCAUGGCUAAAUGAUCUAAGAGAUCGCAUUAAACAAACAAGAUUUUUAAAUGUUAUAUAUCGCUCUGUGACCACUUUAGGAUCUCAUCUUCCAUGGAAAUCCCGUUCGAGAGCUAGGGUUGGAGGCACUGAUACACUUCGACAACCUGUGUCCAACAGUUCUGAGGUCAGCACAGAACCAGUGCUGGACGAAGCAGAGUUUGUCUCAAGUGGCUCAUAUGACGGGAAGCCAGCUGGGAUAGAUAAACUUGAGCACGUUGAUCAAAGCUCUAGUGCCACAUUAGUAGAAGAAAUGACUGAAGGUGAAUUGUGGUCUGAGUUGGAAAAGGAUCUUCACAGAAAUGAUGAAGCUCGAGAAGAAGAAGCAGCUGCUGUGAAGGAAAUAGUAGAAGAGGAAAGCAUGGUGCUAAAAACAGCUGCAGAACAUAAACUGCCAUCAUCAGCAGAGAUGCACCAGUUCUAUCCUCCUGGUAGAAUCAUGCAUAUGGUUAUGCUGCAAGCAUUGGCUUCUAACUCAGGCAAGGAUGCUAUUAGUGAUACAGAUGUUGGUAUCUAUGAAACUCCAAGAGAUUUAUAUGGUAAGAUUCGGCUAUCACGAACUAUGAUACAUGAUCACUAUAUGCCUAUGUAUAAAAGAAUGAUGGAAUUACUGAUUGACAAACUUGGAAAAGAUGACAAUGGUUGUGAAACCAUUUCAAUAUGAAAGAGAAAUAAAGAAAACAAUUGAUGAGUUAUAAUGAUUGCUCUAAAGCGAUGUGUAGACCCCCAAGAAGACACCCGACACAACAUCUCAGUUUAAUAGCUUUAUUGUGCAUCUUGGUUUUAUGUACUGUAUUUUCUAUAAAGCAAGUGUUUCCAAAGACUACUGAAGACAGCUGGACGGCUACAACAAAGCCCAGAAGCCAUCGGCAUUGUUCAGCAUCAGAAGAGCAGCAUAAAAUUUAACAUGGUUGAUAUGUGAGUUUUUGUCCAAUGGUUUGCAGGAUAGUAAUAUUUUUUUGGAUAAUUAACUACACACAGUGAACAUAUGUUUUCCAUAUUUAUUUAAAGAUAAUCUCUUAUUUGUUU
Elaeis guineensis (African oil palm) is the source of this 1113-nucleotide messenger RNA. NCBI's taxonomy places the organism in Eukaryota, Viridiplantae, Streptophyta, Magnoliopsida, Arecales, Arecaceae. The record is from RefSeq and is a predicted model, not a curated record.